CUGGGAGCUGUGUUUUCCCCGGAAGUGCCUUCCCUCCUCUCGGGUCCGCGCGGGCGCCGUUUCCUUUACCUCAUUUGUCGUCGCCCCUCCCCGUCCCUCUACGCGUUUUGGUUCCUGGUUGGUGCUUCCUGGUCGCAGCUGCGGCACAUUCAGGUGACUGACUUUCCAUAAUGUUUGGUGGUUAUGAGAGUGUAGAGGCAUAUGAAGAUGACCUCUAUCGUGAAGAAUCAUCAAGUGAGCUGAGUGUGGACAGUGAGGUGGAAUUUCAGCUCUAUAGCCAGGUUCAUUAUGCCCAAGAUCUUGACGAUAUCAUCAAGGAGGAGAAGGAGAAGCAGAAAGAGGACAACUCUGGGAGUUCUGAACCACCCAGUAGUAAAUCGAAUCAGAAUAAUCUAAUCAUCCUUUCGGAUAGUGAAGUCAUACAGCUGUCCGAUGGGUCAGAAGUCAUCACUCUGUCUGACGAAGAUAGUAUUUAUAAAUGCAAAAGGAAGAAUGUUAAAGGCCACACAAAAGAGAAAACACAGAGUCCUCCUACUUCUCUUCGUUCGAAUGGGCUGGCUGGUAAGAAAUGCAAGAGGCGUAAACAGCCAAAACCAGAAGAGAGACCUGCUACACCCCGAGAAGUCAUGAUUAUAGAGGUCAGUUCAGGUGAAGAGGAAGAGAGCAGCAUUUCAGAGAGCGAUGAGGUGGAGAGCUGGAUGUUCCUGGGAGGGGGAGUUGAAGAUAAAGAUGACGACAUCCUUCUCAACCUUGUGGGAUGUGAAAACUCUGCUAUUGAAGGAGAAGAUGAAGUAAACUGGUUCAUCAGUGACAAAGACAUUGAGGCUCGGAUAUGUAAUAACAGAUCAUCUGGAAGAUGGACCAACCGAUACUAUUCAGCCAACAAAAAUGUUACCUGCAGAAAUUGUGACAAACGUGGCCAUUUGUCAAAAAACUGCCCUUUUCCACAAAAAGUUCGUGCCUGCUGCCUCUGCUCUGAGAGAGGACAUCUCCAGUAUGCCUGCCCAGCUCGCUUUUGCCUAGACUGUUCUUUGCCUAUGUCUUCUACUCACAGAUGUCUGGAAAGAUCUUCAUGGAGAAAACGAUGUGAUAGGUGUGAUAUGAUUGGCCAUUAUGCUGAUGCUUGCCCAGAAAUCUGGAGGCAGUAUCACCUAACGACCAAUCCUGGUCCUCCUAAGAAGCCGAAGAUGCCUUCUGGACAAUCAGCCUUAAAGUAUUGCUACAACUGCGGGCAAGAAGGCCAUUAUGGACACGAAUGCACAGAGAGGCGAAUGUUUAACCAGACUUUCCCAACAUCUCCAUUUAUCUACUACUAUGAGGACAAACACGAGAUUCGGGAGAGAGAACGGAGAAUAAAGCGAAAAGUAAAAGAACUCCAGAAAAAUGGGGAUUUACCAAAGCAGUUCAAGAAGCCUCAUGUGGAAACAACAGAUAGGAGGCCUCAUCACAAUAAGAAGAAGACUCAUGCCUCAUGGAAAAGCAACAAGUGGUCUCAUGAGAAGAAGGAAAUCCAAAAAGAAGCUGUGAGCAGAAACAGUAAAAAACAGGAGAAGCUCGGGAAGGCUUUCAAGUGUCACGAAGCUGACGAGGACUUUCCCAGGGACCCGAAACUCCAGAAGCCUCACAAGUCCCUUCACCACUCAUCACAUCACCACAGAUCCAGAGGAGACAAGCUGCCCAAAGACAGCAAGCGAGGCAAACACAAGAAAAAGGAGAACUACACGAAGGAGGAGGACAAUGAUAACUUAUUUCUUAUCAAGCAGAGGAAAAAGAAGUCUAGGCUGCAAGACAGCUUCUGAUUUCGUUCCCAGCAUCGUGUGGUCUCCACAACUCCAGAGCCAGUCUGCAGAACUCUGUUGUCUUCGAUUAUAUUAAGCAAACUGUUCUCGCCCAUGCCAGAGCUCCUGAAAUACAGUUGCUGGGAGAGCUUAGUUCUCUGUGUCCGACAGAGCACUGGGGGGUGGGGUGGGGGAACUGUCCUAGCAUGUCUUCUAUUUUUACUGGGUUUUUUAAAUUAUUUUUUAAAAAUAAAGCUUAUCAAAUGUAAUUCAUCUACAGUGUGAAUAUGAGAAUAAAACUGUUUUGGUGGAAGAAAAAUCAACUCUGAUAUGAAAAAUACAUGAGAUUUUCCCCCCAGCAAUCCUUUUUCCUUCCCCUUUUCUUUUUGAUUUUUUUUCUCUGCUUUUGUUUUUUUAACUUCAUGUUUUUUGCUUUGCUUUGCUUUUUCUUUAUUUUGGAAAGGGCACUAUACAUCUAAACUCAGCUGUUCUUGCUUCUAAAGCUGGUAUCAGGAGCUUCCGAAGAUCAGAUGGUCCCAGGCCGGAAAUGAAGGUGCCCUUAUCCAAACUUAAAGAGGCAAGAAAUGGGACCAGAGAAAACUACAGAUAAGGGGCACAUUCAGUUUCAACAUGGCAAGACAUUUCCUGAAACUAGUGAAAAAAGAGUCAUCAGAGAUUUUCAUGUAAUUACAGUGAGUUUUUACAGCCACACCUCAAUAAGACUGUCAUUCAGAUAUGCAGUAAAGAACAUUGCCCAACUUAAGAAAUUGUUUUUGUUUUCAUGAGACUUAAAUACCACAAAACUCUACAGUUUUUUGUACUCAUGAAUAUUUUGUACCUAUCGAUGCCUAGUAUUAGAAUAAAAAAUAAAUGUCUGA
Molecule: messenger RNA, 2656 nt
Organism: Erinaceus europaeus (western European hedgehog)
Lineage: Eukaryota; Metazoa; Chordata; Mammalia; Eulipotyphla; Erinaceidae
Gene: ZCCHC7
Product: zinc finger CCHC-type containing 7
Exons: 9
Coding region: 171-1799 (542 amino acids)
Molecular function (GO): nucleic acid binding; zinc ion binding
Source: RefSeq, a predicted model, not a curated record